GCCAACCCAGAUUUCAUGGUUCCGCUAAUGUUAGUUCAAAGGUCUUGUAGAAAAAGGAGAUUUACCAUAGAAGUGAAGAAUUUACUGCUCAAAAUGAUAUCCUCUAUCAGGCGGUUAGUAAGUUUUCCGCUCUCUAAAAAUAUUUCUACUACAACAAGACUAACUAAAGAAAUCAUGAGUGAUAAACAAGAAAAAGCUAUGUCGGAAAACUGUUUCCUUGUUUCUAAACAGGACAAAGUUAUAGGCACUGCAAGUAAAAGAGACUGUCAUAAAGUUCAGGCAAAUGGAAAUAUAUUGCUUCACAGGGCCUUCAGCAUUUUUCUUUUCAAUGGUCAUGGGGAUUUGCUGCUACAAAAGCGUUCUUCCAACAAGAUUACUUAUCCUGAUCACUAUACAAAUUCGUGCUGCAGUCAUCCAAUUGCUGAUGUUCCAGGUGAAGAGGUAGAAGAAAAUGCUUUAGGAGUCAAAAGAGCUGCUAUUAGGAGGCUUAACUUUGAAUUGGGGAUACCAGUAGAUUCAAUGAAAGUUGAAGAUUUUACUUAUCUUACUCGUAUUAUAUACAAAGAUGAGGGUAAUGGUAAAUGGGGAGAACAUGAAAUUGACUAUAUAUUAUUUUUGAAAGGAGACUAUAAAUUGCAUCCCAAUCCAGAUGAAAUAUCAGAAAUAAGUUAUGUUCCACGAAAUGAAGUAGAUAAUUAUAUUCCAACACUUAGUGGUCCUCUGACGCCUUGGUUUAGUCUCAUUUUAAAGCAUCGAUUAAAGUUAUGGUGGGACAAUUUGGAUGAUCUGGAAUCUUACAUAGAACAUAAGAAAAUUUUGAAAUUUGAAUCGCAUUGACUUUAAUAUUCAUCCUUGGAAUUAAUUGGUUCAAGUACAUAUUCUUUAAACUACUUAGGAAAAAACAAUGAAUACUUUCAUCCUUAAUUGUUUGCUUAUUACAGUAUUAAAAUCUCAUUCAAUUAAGGAUGCAGGGAUAUGGUUUGGAAUAAAUUCAACUUUAUGUAAUAUUUUGCUGGGAAAAAAUAUAAUUAAAUGUAAAUGGAUCAAUAGAUUUCCUGAUCGACUUCUUGAAUAUUUAAAAUGAUGAAAUUAUAACUAUAUGUAUCAUGAUUUUGAAUGAGUAAAUUAUUUUCACUAAGA
Coccinella septempunctata (seven-spotted ladybird) is the source of this 1140-nucleotide messenger RNA. RefSeq names its product isopentenyl-diphosphate Delta-isomerase 1 (gene Idi). The record is from RefSeq and is a predicted model, not a curated record. Gene Ontology annotation, molecular function: isopentenyl-diphosphate delta-isomerase activity. The coding region runs from base 16 to 837 and encodes 273 amino acids. NCBI's taxonomy places the organism in Eukaryota, Metazoa, Arthropoda, Insecta, Coleoptera, Coccinellidae. Gene Ontology annotation, biological process: isopentenyl diphosphate biosynthetic process; isoprenoid biosynthetic process. The transcript is spliced from 3 exons. Gene Ontology annotation, cellular component: cytoplasm.